Molecule: messenger RNA, 2076 nt
Organism: Cygnus atratus (black swan)
Lineage: Eukaryota; Metazoa; Chordata; Aves; Anseriformes; Anatidae
Gene: NR6A1
Product: nuclear receptor subfamily 6 group A member 1
Exons: 10
Coding region: 116-1537 (473 amino acids)
Biological process (GO): regulation of DNA-templated transcription
Molecular function (GO): sequence-specific DNA binding; zinc ion binding; DNA-binding transcription factor activity
Source: RefSeq, a predicted model, not a curated record
GCGGGGCGGUCCUGCGGCGGUGGCCGCGGCUGUCAGCAGCGCCCGGAGCGGCCAUGGGGGCGCGCGGCCGCCGGGGCCCCUGAGAGCGCCGCGCCCCGGCCCCGGCGCCGCCGCCAUGGAGCUGGAGCCGCCCGCCGAGCUCCCGGAGCCGCGCGCCGCCGCCGCCAAGGGGCCGCCGCGCAGCGCUACAGAUGUGGAGCAGAUGAGUUCCUCUUCUCCUGUCCUUCCUAUGAACUCCAUGGGCAAUGACCGGGUUGACCAGCGAACCUGCCUGAUCUGCGGGGACAGAGCCACGGGUCUGCACUAUGGGAUCAUCUCCUGCGAGGGCUGCAAGGGGUUUUUCAAAAGGAGCAUUUGCAACAAGCGGGUUUACAGAUGCAGCCGAGACAAGAACUGCGUCAUGUCACGCAAGCAGCGCAACAGAUGCCAGUACUGCCGGCUGCUCAAAUGCCUCCAGAUGGGGAUGAACCGAAAAGCAAUCAGAGAGGAUGGCAUGCCAGGAGGCAGAAACAAAAGUAUCGGACCUGUCCAGAUAUCGGAGGAAGAGAUUGAAAGAAUUAUGUCUGGACAAGAAUUUGAGGGAGAGGCAAACAUGUCAUGGAGCAACAACGGAGACAGCGACCACAGUUCCCCUGGAAAUGGAGUUUCUGAGAGCAACCAGCCUUCACCUGUUUCUACUCCAUCUUCAAGUAGGUCUGUGGAGCUGAAUGGAUUCGCUGCACUCAGGGAUCAGUAUAUUGGGACGCCAGUGUCCAUGCACUAUCAGUACCUCCCGCACCUUUUUAGCUAUUCUGCUCACUCGGCUCUGAUGCCCCCGCAAGCGCGCAGUCUGGACCCCCAGUCGCACAGCCUGAUCAAUCAGCUGGUGUCAGCGGAGGACUUGGAGCCGCUCGGCACUCCGAUGCUCAUUGAAGACGGGUAUAAAGUGACUCAGGCAGAGCUGUUUGCAUUGUUGUGUCGUCUGGCGGAUGAAUUGCUUUUCAGGCAGAUUGCUUGGAUCAAGAAGCUGCCGUUCUUCUGUGAACUCUCGAUCAAGGACUAUACCUGCCUGCUCAGCUCCACCUGGCAGGAGCUGAUCCUGCUUUCCUCCCUGACUGUUUACAGCAAGCAGAUCUUUGGUGACCUCGCGGAUGUCACCUCCAAGUACUCUCCCUCUGAUGAUGAGCUGCACAGAUUCAGUGAAGAGGGGAUGGAGGUGAUGGAGCGGUUGAUCUACCUCUUUCGCAAAUUUAACCAGUUGAAGGUCAGCAACGAGGAGUAUGCAUGCAUGAAAGCCAUUAACUUUCUAAACCAAGACAUUAGGGGUCUGACUAACGCGUCCCAGCUGGAGCAGCUGAACAAGCGGUACUGGUAUGUCUGCCAGGAUUUCACAGAGUACAAAUACCCCCAUCAGCCCAACCGUUUUCCGGAUUUAAUGAUGUGUUUGCCAGAGAUACGAUAUAUAGCAGGAAAAAUGGUGAACGUCCCGCUGGAGCAGCUGCCUCUCCUUUUUAAGGCCGUUCUACAUUCCUGCAAGACGAGCGCGAGCAAAGAGUGAGCCCAGCUUGCCCCCGACCCGUGCCUUACUCUGUGCCUCAGGCAGGGAGCGGGCUCACCUGGAGAGGAAGGGGGAAACAUGACCAGGGCAGGAGGGAAGUGCUGAGACAGGGCAAUGGGUGUCCCUGCCAUUGUAGCAAGAACCUUUUGUGUUUGUUUUUGUUUUUUUACUCUUUUUCCUAUAUAUUUAUUUCACGACAGAGUUGAAUGUAUGAUCUUCAACACGAUGCACAUGGUUCUGUAUGAAUGCAGCAGAUGCAUUCUCCAGCAGUUUACAGAAUGUGAAGAUGUUUAAUGUGACAGUGUUUGUUAGGGUUAGUUCUUUUGUAUUUUGGGGCUGGGGACUGAGAUGACUAAGACUACCUCAAGGAGAAGAUGCUGUUCGCGCACUGCUCUUUCCAUGAUUUGUAUCCAAAAGCGUUUGUCAAAGAGCACAAACUGCCUCACCUCACUGACAGAGCUGUUAGCAUCCCAAAUGGACAGUUUUGGAGAAGUGGGUGUUAGAGAAGUGCCAAGCUUCAUUUUUGUUAUUGUUUAAGG